This is a messenger RNA of Syzygium oleosum, 1063 nucleotides long. Its product is annotated as THO complex subunit 4A. Gene Ontology annotation, molecular function: mRNA binding. Gene Ontology annotation, biological process: mRNA export from nucleus. The record is from RefSeq and is a predicted model, not a curated record. Lineage: Eukaryota; Viridiplantae; Streptophyta; Magnoliopsida; Myrtales; Myrtaceae. Gene Ontology annotation, cellular component: nucleus.
CCUCCGAGUAAAGCUCAGCCACUUCCUCCUCCUCUCUCUCUCUCUCUCUGUCCGUCAACCUAGGGUUUCCAUCUCCAAUCCGAAUCCGAGAAACCAUGUCCAGCGCCCUCGACAUGUCUCUUGACGACAUCAUCAAGAGCAACAAGAAGUCCGGAUCCGGCAACCCCAGGGGCCGCGGCCGCGGCGCCGGCGCCGGCUCCGGCUCCGGGCCCGGCCCCACCCGCCCCCCGAACCGCGCCGCCGCCCGCCCCAACCCUUACGCCGCCGCGAAGGCGCCGGAGACGACGUGGCAGCACGAUAUGUUCGCCGAUCAGGGCCUAGCGUUCCAGGGGCAAGCCGGUCGAGCCUCCGCCAUAGAGACCGGGACGAAGCUCUAUAUAUCGAACCUGGAUUAUGGCGUCUCGAACGAAGAUGUCAAGGAACUAUUUUCUGAGGUCGGUGACCUGAAACGUCAUACGAUACAUUACGAUAGGAGUGGAAGAUCCAAGGGUACGGCAGAAGUGGUCUUUUCACGCCGUACGGAUGCCUUGGCAGCUGUUAAGAGAUACAACAAUGUUCAGCUUGAUGGGAAGCCAAUGAAAAUAGAGAUUGUAGGAACAAACAUCGCAACUCCUGCUGCUACUCCUGUCGUUUCAAAUGGUUCUUUUGGAAACCUGAAUGGAUUUCCAAGAGGUGGACAAGCUAGGGGAGGUGCUAUUGGACGACCACGUGGUGGCGCCAGCGGUGGUGGCCGUAGACCUGCUGCAAGGGGUCGUGGACGGGGAAGAGGUCGUGGCGAGAAAGUAUCAGCUGAAGAUCUUGACGCCGAUUUAGAGAAGUACCAUUCGGAAGCGAUGGAGACAAAUUGAGCGCCGUUCUACUUAUCCGGUGUCUUUUCUGUUCUCAGUGAUAUGUCUGUGAUGAUGCGACCACUUUGCCUAUUAAGUGUGUCUAGAGGAGGAUAAAGUGAAUUCUUGAACCUUGGUUUAUGGAGUUUGGGAUUUUAUUCUGUGACUUGGAGACAUAAGUUAUGAGGGUUAAUGGACAGCUUCAGUAUGUAAUCUGCAAUUAUUCCUUUUGGUUC